Rhizoctonia solani is the source of this 1578-nucleotide messenger RNA. RefSeq lists its product as uncharacterized. Lineage: Eukaryota; Fungi; Basidiomycota; Agaricomycetes; Cantharellales; Ceratobasidiaceae. The transcript is spliced from 4 exons. Bases 1 to 1578 code for a protein of 525 amino acids. The record is from RefSeq and is a predicted model, not a curated record.
AUGUUAUCUGCGUUGCGUAUCCCCCGGUCUAGUCUAGGUCUAGAUAUGGAAGAGACGCGUACCGCACAAGCGCCGGUAUCACCUACAGAUAUAACCUCACCAGUACCCUCACUCUCUCGCUCGAUUUUAUCUGCAUCCGACACUUCCCCCAACGGCUGGGUUACCCUCGAAUUACCUCGAGUAUCAAGCCCAGCAGCACACAGUCCCUCUGCGUCGAGCGGAAAAUCUGAAAGUGAUGGUUGUCCUGCUCAUGUACGCUUUCAGAAUACCUGCCUUAUCAUUCCCGACAACCCGAUGAAAUCCCCUGGCCUUGCAGCUCGUAUGCUGGCGGUUGGCUCCUGGACAACUUCCAAGCGCCGCGUUUCAGACCCGGAUAGAGAGCAUAGCCCCUCAGCCCCCUUGCUUGGUGUUCGCAUCCCAGGGCUUGGGCGUAAACACAAGCAGGCCCCUUACUCUCAGCAUAGCACAGAGCCUGCCUCGUCAUUUGCUUCAUCCGAACCGGUUGUCGCUCCUCGUCCCCGGUUAACAACAGCCCACUCGUUCCACAUGAUGAGUCCACCUCCCUGCCGUCCGUACUCGUUCGGGCCCCUACCCGAUCGAACAGUAUGCCUCCUCCCUCCGCAUGUGCCACCUGCUUGCUCCAAACUCGACGGCGUAGUUCAUUGGUCCCCUGGCGCUCGACGAAAGCGAAGAGAAGAUCGUGAAGAGCGAGAGCGUGAAACUCGAGCUGGUCUACGUGACCCAGGUUCUAAUACUGCAUAUGGUUGGGAAGAUAUGCUUGCGUUUGAAUCUGACACAGAAGAUAAAGGGUGUCAUACUGGACCCUCAAAGUCCACUGGGCGUCGGACAACAUCUCCGCCGCCCUCAUCACUUGCCACUCGACGAUGUGGUGCUAUUGCCGCACAAGCGCUCAAACAUCCUUUGGCGCUUCCCUGCCCUGUUCCGCGAGCUUGUACCGAAGACGAUACAGACGAGGAGUCUUUGUUUCCUCUUCCUGUUUCUCCUCGUGGAGCUCGCUCACCAACUUGUCGCGGAUCCAAAUCCCAAGGCAAGCUCAGCCCCAACAACUCCAACUCAUCGGCCACGCCUUCGCCUAACGCGAGCGAUGAACUAACGACGAAAUGUGCUGAAACGGCCAACCCUGCCAAGUGUGCUGAGGUCAUUGCUACCAAAUGCGCCGAAAAGGCCAAGACUGAAGUCGUUGUGCCCGCUAUGCGACGGUUGUUGGAGCAACAAGCGUUCGAAGGACACCGCUUGAGUCCCGUACCUGGAUCGGAAGCCCCCACUCCUCGAUCUGGAACACCUACCGCUCCAAGCUUUCCAAAUUGUGACCCCGAACCGGCGGUUCCGCCUAAGGAAGAUCGCGGAAGGAGCCAAAUAACCAAGUUGGAGAUGGCUCAAGUUGACGAACUUCCUCCUCAAUCCCAACAGUUCACAAGGCCUCCUACAUCUGUGUCCCCAGAUACCAGGCCUAGUGCAGGAAGGAGGCGAUCGAGUAGCGUGAGUUCUAUGGGAAGGACUAUUGGUGCGAUCGUGCGAGGUGUAGCAGCAGGGGUGGUUAGCGGACCACCUAUGUAA